Candida tropicalis MYA-3404 is the source of this 1338-nucleotide messenger RNA. Its product is annotated as phosphoinositide 5-phosphatase. Gene Ontology annotation, molecular function: phosphatidylinositol-4,5-bisphosphate 5-phosphatase activity. The coding region runs from base 1 to 1338 and encodes 445 amino acids. The record is from RefSeq and is a predicted model, not a curated record. Lineage: Eukaryota; Fungi; Ascomycota; Pichiomycetes; Serinales; Debaryomycetaceae. Gene Ontology annotation, biological process: phosphatidylinositol dephosphorylation. The transcript has a single exon.
AUGUCAGAAACCAAGGAGACCCAACACUCUAAGGAAGAUCAACUUCCAUUAUAUUUGUUUACCUAUAACUGUAACAAACAAGUGAUUGAGAACAAUUCAUUCAAAUCAAAAGUCGCAGAAUCGUUACCUGAUACUCCGUCAUUAUUAUAUGUGUUUGCAUUUCAAGAGUUCUGUUCAAUUUUAGAUGGUAGUUUUAAAGAUUUGUCAAACCAACAAUUAAUAUCAUAUAAUGAGACUAUCCAAGUAAUGCUAUUUGAGAAGUAUGGUAUGGAUUGUUUCCAAACCUUAGCCAUGAAUCACAUUGGGUCAAUUGGUUUAAUUGUCCUUUCUCCAUUUGCCCCAAGAUUUUCAAAUAUCAGAACAGCAACAUCAUCAGUUGGAUAUGGGUAUAGUUCAAUGAAAGGUGGAGUUGGUAUAAGAUUGAAAUAUUCACCGGAUAACAUGAAAUCUGUGGAAUUGAGUUUUGCUGGUAUUCAUUUGAAUGCAUUCGAAGGUGAAUAUUAUUAUCAACAAAGAAACCAAAACUUGUUGACUAUUAUGAGAAGUCUUGAAUUUGGCGAUGGAUUUGGUUUGAUUAAACCAAACAAUCACAUAUUUAUAAUGGGAGAUCUUAAUUAUAGAACUACACAAAAUUACAAAAAGACUUCAGUGGUAACUCAGAAUUUACUUGCGUUAGCUGACCAACAUAGUACCAUUGAUGGUGAGUAUGUGCACCAGUUAUUCUCUCAAUAUGAUGAAUUACAUAAAGGGUUGAAGAAUGGUGAAGUCUUGUUGGGUUUUAGUGAAGGUAAAAUUGAAUUCCAACCAACUUAUAAAUACUAUAUUAACACUGCGAUUUUCAAUUCCAAAAGAAGUCCUUCGUGGUGUGAUCGAAUUUUAUUCUUGUCAACCUAUGAAGAUGGAGAACAUUUAAAUUUAUUAAGAACCAAUUUAAUACAUUCGUUACCAGUUAUUGAUAAAUACGACUCGGUGAACUCCUUGUUAUUAUCGGAUCAUCGUCCAGUUUAUUUAAGGAUAUCAGUUCCAUUCAAACCACCAAAACUGAUAAUAUCUCCAAUGUCAAGAUGUUUGGAGAUUGUUUCUACUGGAUUAUCUCAACAAUCUAGGUUUCUGAAUUUUGGACAAUUAGAGGAAAUCGAACGUGAUAACUAUAUUGAAAGUGGACCAACUUCUAUCUACUUAAAACCAACAAAAUGGGACUUUUUCACAAAUAAAGUAAUUACACAUCUUCUGGAUAAUAUUAUCGGUUAUGGAUUAUGGUUAGGUACUACCGCAGAAGGUAGAAUGUUACUGUUCAUGCUGGUGUUAUUUUUAGUUGCAUUAUGGUAUCUCUGGUAG